Melitaea cinxia (Glanville fritillary) is the source of this 2479-nucleotide messenger RNA. Its product is annotated as nose resistant to fluoxetine protein 6. The coding region runs from base 72 to 2393 and encodes 773 amino acids. The transcript has 12 exons. NCBI's taxonomy places the organism in Eukaryota, Metazoa, Arthropoda, Insecta, Lepidoptera, Nymphalidae. Gene Ontology annotation, molecular function: acyltransferase activity, transferring groups other than amino-acyl groups. The record is from RefSeq and is a predicted model, not a curated record.
UUUCAUUGAUCAAGCCUCGAAGGUUGUGCAUCAGUCGGUAAACAGAAUCGGCGCGUGCGCACGCCUUCACUAUGAUCUCUAUCGGAGCGCUAUUCACGAUCGCGUGCGCGGUGUCCGCCAUCGAAAUAUCUCCUAACAACACAAACACCGACCAACACGUUUUGAAAAGACUGACAUCUUUCUUAAAUACGACCAGUAGCAUAGAACCGCGAGAUAUAGAUCGGUUGAAUCAAACCGCUCAAAAACUAGGCAUCGAUAGGGAUCUAGUUGCUAAGCUAGCAGAAAAGUUGAAACAUGACUUGUACGAUAUUAAAACCGAACCAGAUUCGGGAUACAAUGUUUAUGAUGAUGGAGCUGGUAGAAAUGAGGCACCUAAAGUGAAUGCAGUAAAUGAGUCCCCUGACUAUGCCUCUUCGGUGGUUCUCGCCAGUGAUCUGCUAUCCCUAACAAGUGCAGUUGCCAACGUGAAGGAGAAAGCCUGCAGGGAACAGGGCUAUAGGUUUCUUGAUGGACUUAUCUUGAACAAGAGAUGGGCUUUGCAAAUGUUCGAUGCGUCAGCCAAGUCACCCCAAGGACUACUCUUCGGCUCUUCCUACCACAUGGGUAACUUCGAUGAGUGUGUUGGUAUCAAAGAGUCAGGGGAGGGGGUGAAUAUAGAAGGACAGUAUUGCUUAGCGACAAUCAAAUGGCGUCGGAGUGAAGAAUCCAAAAAAAUCAGAACUGGAAGGGGUGAAACACUUCGGUGGGCCGUGUGCGUCCCAAGCGCAUGUGACGCGAGUGCAGUAGAGGGUUUUGUUAGUGACGUGCUCUCUCAUACUGUGGGCAACUCUACUGGUGUUGUUGUUACCGAGAGGGACUGCUACACUAGAAAACCUCUGACAGUUGACAAACUUGAUAUUGUUUUUAUAGGCAUAAUUGUAUUCUUCUUGAUGGUCCUCGUAGUAACUACAAUCUUCGAAAUAUACACGUUUCACUGUGGUACAAAAAACAGCAGCCCAGUCCGUGAUCUGAUCAUUUCGUUUUCACUUAUCAACAAUUUUAAGAAGAUAUUAUCAACGAAACAUAACAACCUCCUCGGGUUAGAAUGUGUCAAUGGAAUCAGAGGUUUAGCAAUGCUAUUUAUAGUAGCGGGUCAUGCCUGUGCGUUCAUUGGAAGCGGCCCUGUCAUGGACGCCGAUUCAUGGGAUCAACUCGUCCGUGAUCCGAUGAACGCUUUCCUUGUGAACAACCCGUUGAUAGUGGAUAGUUUUCUAUUCCUGAGUGCAUUUCUCUUUUGCCGGCUCUUGCUUAUUGAGCUGGACAAACGAAGAGGCCGUUUGAACGUAUUGCCAAUAUUGAUUUUCCGCUAUAUUAGGGUAGCACCAGCCUACAUGGUAGUUUUAUUGUUUUAUAUGACGUGGUUACCAAAAAUCGGGGAAGGACCGCUAUGGGACGCUAAACUAAAACUGGAGCAAGAUAGAUGCAUCGACAGCUGGUGGGCUAAUAUAUUAUUUGUUAAUAACUACGUAAACACCGACAGGAUGUGUAUGUUUCAAGCCUGGUAUUUAGCGGUGGAUACGCAGAUGUUCUUCAUGGCACCGUUCUUUAUCUACACUCUGUGGCACUGGAGACGAUUCGGUCCUAUUCUCACGGCGCUGGCAACUAUCGUUUCCCUUAUCAUCCCAGCUGUUAUCACAUAUAGAGAUAGUCUGGACCCUACGAUGCUGCUUUUCGCUAAAGAGUGCGGGGACUUUGCUACGAAUUUUUACUUUGUCAAUGCUUAUGUAAAAACUCAUAUGAAGAUGACUCCAUAUUUCAUGGGCUUACUGACAGGGUAUAUAUUGCAUAGGAUUCAAACAGAAAAAUACGAACUUUCAAAUGUUCUAAAAAUCUUCGGUUGGUUGACGAGUAUCAUCUUGGGAACUGUGACAGCAUUUUCUAUUACCGUUUUCUUUCAAGACUGGUAUCAGUACAGUAGGAUCGAAGCCGCUGCGUAUAUAUCAUUACACAAAUUCGCUUGGGGUAUCGCAAACGGCUGGUUGAUUGUGGCCUGUGCCACUGGAAAUGGAGGUAUUUUAGGGAAACUGCUGUCAUGGAAAUUUCUCGUGCCUAUAUCAAGAUUGACUUUCUGUUCAUAUCUGGUUAACGGGAUCAUCGAGUUGUAUUAUGUGGGUCAAUUGAGACAUCCCCUUCACACAAAUUACUUUACAGUAGCAGCCAAUGCAAUUUCGCAUGUAAUCCUAACAUUCAUUCUUGGCAUAUUUUUAUGUAUUCUAUUCGAGUCUCCUCUGCAUGGAAUUGAAAAGAUACUAGUCAGAAUGAUAAGUCGACCAGUACUUAGCGACAAUGGAUUAAAACAAGAUGGAUCCCGCGAAACAUCCCGAAUUAGUAGUCAAAGUAAACUUGAUACGUAGCAGUUUCAUAAUCGCCGAUAAAAGACAUAGGUUAGCAGCUGUAAUAUUGCUUUAAAUAAAUCAAUAUGAUAUCGAUUGUAAAUAUA